Molecule: messenger RNA, 1648 nt
Organism: Manihot esculenta (cassava)
Lineage: Eukaryota; Viridiplantae; Streptophyta; Magnoliopsida; Malpighiales; Euphorbiaceae
Product: heat shock factor protein HSF30
Exons: 2
Coding region: 388-1425 (345 amino acids)
Biological process (GO): regulation of transcription by RNA polymerase II
Cellular component (GO): nucleus
Molecular function (GO): RNA polymerase II cis-regulatory region sequence-specific DNA binding; DNA-binding transcription factor activity
Source: RefSeq, a predicted model, not a curated record
UAAAAAAAUAUUCUUAUAGGAGAAGAAAAUUAAGCUAAUUUUAAGGUAAUUUAAAUACGGUGUAAAUAAAUAUUUACCAAUGCGCAAAUCAUAAACCAUGUGGCAGACUCUAAACCAACCAAAUAAGCCCACCGUGGCACCGUCCACUCUCCGUUCUCCGAGCACUGAGCAUCUUCCAUUUCUACAAGCUUCGCGAUUAAUUCUCCCAAAAACCAACUUCUUUGCCAAGUGGCAGAAACUUGUUGCAAUCUUCAGAAAAAAGCUUGACACAUGGACGGACACGAGCUUAACAGAAGUACCAGACAGACAAAAGCUUGACUACCAAGGAGCGAGCUUUUGGCCAUUGUAAGGAAGUCUUGGGACUCGUAUGUACAAUAAACAAGUGCAAUGGAGGAGGGAGUUGUAAUUAAAGAGGACAAGGAGACAGUGGUGGCAUACGCUGUAGGAGUUGUGUCUUCUUCUUCCUCGUCUUCAAGCUUCCAACCACAGCAAAUGGAGGUUCUGCACGAGGUAGGUCCACCUCCAUUUAUGACCAAGACUUAUGAAAUGGUUGAAGACCCAUUAACAGACUCUGUGGUUUCAUGGAAUAGAGGCCGCAAUGGCUUCAUUGUUUGGGACUCUUACAAGUUCUCCACUACUCUGCUUCCUAAGUACUUUAAGCAUAGUAACUUCUCCAGCUUCAUUCGCCAGCUCAACACAUAUGGAUUCAGGAAGAUCGAUCCUGAUCGAUGGGAAUUUGCAAAUGAAGGGUUUAUGGGAGGGCAGAAGCAUCUCCUGAAAACAAUAAAGAGGAGAAGACAACAGCAAAGUGGACUUCAUGAUAAAGUGGGAGAAUUCGGAUUAGAAGGUGAACUAGAAAGAUUGAGAAGAGAUCGAAAUGUGCUAAUUGCAGAAAUCUUGAGACUUCGGCAGCAGCAAAAGCAGUCAAGGGAACAAAUAUCUGAAAUGCAGGAUAAGUUACAAAAUACACAGAGAAAACAACAGCAGAUAAUAUUAUUCCUCGCUAAGGCUCUCAGCAAUCCAUUUUUGAUGCAGCAAUUCUCUGAGAGAAGCAUACAGAGGAGAGAAGUGAGAGAUGUUGAAAUUGGGAGCAAGCGAAGACUCACGGCAAGCUCAAGUGUGCAAAAUCUGCAAGACAAAGCUGCUUCUGUGGCAAUGAAUGUGGGCAAAAUUGUAGAAUACAAAAAUCAAGAAUUGGGAACAAUAGAAACAGAGAUAGAUGCAUUUUUGUCAGCUGCCUUGGAUGGUGAAUCAAGUAGUGAUGUCAGAGAUCCAGUAGCAGGGUCUAAUAGUGUGGACAAUUUGGGUUCCAGGAAUGAGACGAUUUGGGAGGAGUUGCUGAAUGAUGAUAUAAUUGCUAGCAAUCCAAGUGAAAAAGUCAUCUCUGACAAUAAACCAGAAUUUGAUAUGGAGGUUGAGGAUUAGGUGUUAGAAAAUCUCAAUGGCUGUUGCAAUGUCGAUUCUUAAAUUAAUGUGCACUGAAUGUCCAAUGGUGUUGUGUCGUAUAAAAAGUAACCCUUUGUGUCCAAUCAUUUUCUAAUUUGAGUUUCGAAACCACAAUGAUGAAGGAAGAUUGUUGGGUACGAAUGGAUUUUGCAAAUGGAGGAAGGAUUCAGAAGGGGUCAAUCGGCGAUAUGGAGGACCUGGA